UAUAUUCGAAGCGAGAUGUCGCACGCAGCCAGCGUCAGUCUCAAUCUCAGCGAGGCCAUCGCUGCGGCGGGCCAGUGUGGCGCCACAGCCGCCACCGGCCUCUCAGCCAUCGGACUCUUCGGCGGCAUGGUCAGCAUGCUGCUGCAGGCCCUGCUCUCGGCCCAGUGCCAAGUCUCACCCGCCAGCAAGUGGCCAGCCGACUACGAUGGGGACCUGGACGAGGAGCCCUACGAUUUUGUGGUGAUCGGAGCCGGUUCCGCGGGCUCUGUGGUGGCCAGCCGCCUCAGCGAGAACCCGGAUUGGCGAGUGCUGGUCCUGGAGGCUGGCGGAGAUCCACCCGCGGAGGCUGAGCUGCCAGCCUUGUUCUUUGGCCUGCAGCACACGGAAUUCACGUGGAACUACUUCGCGGAGCCGAGCGAGCUGGCCAGUCGCGGCCUCAAGGAUGGACGCGUCUACUGGCCGCGCGGGCGCAUGCUAGGCGGCUCGGGAUCGGCCAAUGCGAUGCUCUACCUGCGAGGCAAUCGGCGGGACUACGACGGAUGGGCGGCACUGGGCAACGAUGGCUGGAGCUAUGACGAGGUGUUGCCUUUCUUUGAGCGCUCGGUGAGGGCCCAGGGAAACGAGAGCCACCCGAAGGGCUACGUGACCCUCAAUCCGUUUGAGCGGCAGGACGAUGACAUCCACCAGAUGAUCAUCGCGGGCGGCCUGGAGCUGGGCGUGCCCCAUGUGGCCGAGUUCGCGGAGGGCAGCGAGACGGGCUACGGCCAUGCGCCGGGCACCGUGCGGCAGGGGGAGCGCAUGAGCACGGCCAAGGGCUACCUGGCAGCGGUGGCCAAAGCGCGGCCCAAUCUCCACAUCGUCAAGCAUGCGCUGGUCAAGCAGCUGCACUUCCACAAGGAUCUACUCCAAGGCAUUAGCUUCGAGCGCAAGGGCCGCCUGCAGCGCGUCGAGGUGGCCAAGGAGGCUGUGCUCUCGGCGGGCAGCAUCGACUCCCCGGCGCUGCUGCUGCGCUCCGGCAUUGGAGGCCGCGAGCAGCUCCAGGAGCUGGGCAUUCCGCUGCAGUUGGAGCUGCCGGGCGUGGGCAAGAAUCUGCAGGAUCAUCUGGUCGUGCCGCUCUUCCUGCGCCUCAACGAGGGCCGGACGCAGGCUGCCACACAGCAGGAGAUCCUGGACAGCAUAUACGAGUAUCUAAUCCAUCGCACGGGUGAGCUGGCCACGCACGGCACGGCCUCGCUGGUGGGCUUCGUCAACACCAAUGGCAGCAGCAUCUAUCCCGAUGUGGAGAAUCAUCAUCUGUUCUUCCGUCGUGGCCGCCACGACCAGCUGGAGGUGUUCCUGCGCGGCGUGUCCUUCCAGGAGCAGUAUCUGCAGCAUCUCCAGUCCCUGCUGCGUGACUCCGAGCUGCUCUGCGUCUUUCUGCUGCUCUCCCAUCCCCAGGCCAAGGGCGAACUGCGCCUGCAGAGCCGCGAUCCAGCCCUGCCGCCACUCCUCGUCAGCAACUACCUGUCGGAGCGGGAGGAUGUGGCCACCGUGCUGCGCGGCAUUCGCCACAUCGAGUCGCUCGAGCGCACCCAGGCCUUCCAGGCCCAGCUGGCCGAAAUGGUCCACAUACCCAUCGAGGAGUGCGACGCGCAGCACGCGUACCGCAGCGAUGGCUACUGGAGCUGCUAUGCGCGCCACUUCACCGUCACCUGCUACCACCAGACGGGCACCGUCAAGAUGGGCCCCGCCACCGAUGACCAGUCCUGUGUGAGUCCCCGCCUCCAGCUCCAUGGCGCACGCAAUCUGCGCGUGGCCGAUGCCAGCGUCAUGCCCAACGUGGUCAGCGCCAACACCAAUGCGGCCACCGUAAUGAUUGCCGAGCGCGCAGCGGACUUUAUUCGCGACGAUUGGCAGCACUCGGAAAGGCAGCACCUCAAGGUGCAGCACAUGCACGCGGAUGAUUUGUAGCCAAGCCAGGCAGCGGCAAGCUGUCGGUUUGGUUACUUGUGUGGGAGCUAGUCUUAAUUUAUAUUAUUUGGUUUCUCUUUUGGGUAAAGAAUAAAGCUCAAAGGUAACCCAAA
Molecule: messenger RNA, 2063 nt
Organism: Drosophila guanche
Lineage: Eukaryota; Metazoa; Arthropoda; Insecta; Diptera; Drosophilidae
Product: glucose dehydrogenase [FAD, quinone]
Exons: 2
Coding region: 16-1950 (644 amino acids)
Molecular function (GO): ecdysone oxidase activity; flavin adenine dinucleotide binding
Source: RefSeq, a predicted model, not a curated record